This is a messenger RNA of Pipra filicauda (Wire-tailed manakin), 4612 nucleotides long. RefSeq names its product calcineurin like EF-hand protein 1 (gene CHP1). The transcript is spliced from 7 exons. Lineage: Eukaryota; Metazoa; Chordata; Aves; Passeriformes; Pipridae. The record is from RefSeq and is a predicted model, not a curated record. Gene Ontology annotation, molecular function: calcium ion binding. Bases 1780 to 2400 code for a protein of 206 amino acids.
GUCGAGACCCCGGCCUGGUGCGGGUCGGGCCGUCCCUGGGCCGGGACCCCGCCGCCCACAGCCGCCGGGGCCGGACACGUCUGGCAGGCCUGCGGAAACCUGGGAAACGCCUCUCGGCUCGCUCCCCGCUGCCAGUAGCUGGCAGGAGCAAUGAGAUCCCGGUGGGGUGGAAGGGAAGCAGUGCUUUUUCUAUCCGCAGUAUUGCAUUUGGGCAGAGAUAAUUCGUUGGGUUUUGAAGAGUCGUCUGUCUCAAUGUCUGGUGCUGGAAUUUCUCUCCAACAGCUGUUUUAAGCCCAUAAAAGGUCUCAUUGUAUAUUAAAUGUUUUUCCCAAGUGUUACUAGUUUCAUAGGCUAGUGCUAAAGCUGCCCUAAGGUUAUUCAGAAUGAAUGCUGAGUGGCAUUUAAACCAUAAAGGAUGGUAAUGUAACUUGUGACAGAUAGGUGUGGUUAACUAAAAAAAAGUGAAAAUCCCUGUACUUGCCAGCAACUGGAAGAGCAUUAUUCAAGCUAGUCUAUAGUAUUUAGCUACUUUACCAUAUACUAUUUAUUUGAGCGAGUUGUUCUUCAUAAGCAUAAAAUACCUUGGAAAAGAUGAAACUCCAUUGUUGUUGAUUUGCCUGAUAAAAUGAAAGCCUGAGAAUUCUAGCAAAUACUGAAUGAUAGGAAAUGGAGGUUGCCCUCCUAACUAGUUGGAGAGGGGAGGUCGUAACAUCAUAGGUAUUGCUUUGCUGUUUGUUCCCCCAGGAACCGUUUCAGGUAAACAUGGUCUUCCCAGAUGACAUUUUUCUUCUGCAUAUGCUUACUAAUCUGUUCUAGCUACUUGGAAAUACUUUCCUCAGUUUUCUUUUUAAUAUAAAUGGUAUCAUAUAUUCUUCUUAAAUAUUAGUUUUUUGUGUCAGGAAAAUGAGUGACUACAGAAAAGAAGUAGAAGAAAAUUGAGAGCACUGGCACUAGUGUAGUGGAAGGCUGAGUGAGUUUAACAUAGUUUCCAUGAUCCUUUUUCCAUCUGUCAAAGGAAUCUUCUACAGGAAGGCUGUGAUAAACAAGUAGGAAUGUUAAAGUCUGCUUAUCUAUCAAUAAUUUACUGUGGGUUUUUUUGGUUUUAAUCACAAACAAUAUAAAGAUAGCCUCCUCAUAAAGACGCUUCAAAAACCAAACCCCGAAUCUGCAGUGUUUUUCCAAAAGGUCUUAUAUUUUUCCUCAUGCUGCUAUUUGAUUUAUUGUCUGUGGUGUUUUAUUCCUAAAAUUUUACGUACAUGACAUUUAAAUAAAUACCAUUAGGAUGGCUAUGUAGAUAUUCUAAGCAAUAAAACCACUUACUCUAGUCAGCCUCUAAAUGCUUUUCUUGUACCAUCAACGUGGGAGCUCAAAGUUACGAUCGAGAGUUCAGCUUUGUGGUGUGAGUUUGGUUCAUUUCCAUGUAUUUUUAUCUGUUCAGUUUUAUAAUUAAUACCACUGGUAAUCAAUGAUUGCUAAUCUCUGAGUCAUGCUUGCUUGCAAGUCAUCACAGCAUGUCUCACUGACUUAUCCUUUUUUUUUUCCUUUUCCCCACCUGUAACUGCAGUCCAGGAAUGUGAUUUUUCUAUGCUUUUUAUACUUCUCUAGGUAGAUGGAAAAUUCCAAGAAGCUUUUAGCACUGUUACACACUUCAUAGAGGUGAAAAUAGUUAUACAAGGUGGGAAAAAUGACAGGCAUUGAUUAUGUGGAUCAAAGUUCACAGAGAGAAUAUUCAGUAACACUACCUUAGCAGACACUGUCCUGUGGUUUGUUAGAAACUUGAUGCUGCUGGUAGUUUACCCACUAAGGAGCUUGAGAAAGGGACUUUGUAGACGUGAAACAAUCUGGCAGUAUUACAUAUCCAUAUUGAACUGGUGGUCUGUUUCCCACAGUCAAAUCACCCGCUUGUACAGUCGCUUCACUAGCCUGGACAAAGGAGAAAAUGGCACUCUUAGCCGUGAAGACUUCCAGCGGAUUCCAGAGCUUGCCAUCAAUCCACUCGGAGACAGAAUUAUCAAUGCCUUCUUUCCAGAAGGAGAGGACCAGGUGAAUUUCCGUGGAUUCAUGAGGACACUAGCCCACUUCCGACCUAUAGAAGAUAAUGAAAAGAGCAAAGACCAGAAUGGACCAGAACCACUUAACAGCCGAAGUAACAAGCUCCACUUUGCUUUUCGAUUAUACGAUCUAGAUAAAGAUGACAAGAUUUCCAGGGAUGAGCUGCUUCAGGUGUUACGGAUGAUGGUUGGUGUAAAUAUUUCAGAUGAGCAGCUGGGCAGCAUUGCUGACAGGACAAUCCAGGAAGCUGAUCAAGAUGGAGAUAGUGCCAUCUCCUUUGCAGAAUUUGUAAAGGUUUUGGAGAAGGUGGAUGUAGAGCAGAAAAUGAGCAUUCGAUUUCUUCACUGAUGGAUGGAGAACCUAUUCCUUUCUACUCCGACUGUGUAAUGAAUAGAACUUCAUUUUAUCCUUAGCACCAUCCCCCAGAGCAUUGCUACUGGUGCAUAUACAAUACAUCUCCAACCCCUCCCUGAGUUGUUCUGCCAAUGUGAACGUUCCCUGUGCAUCAGGAACAAAGGGAAAUGGCUGCCGUGCAACUUGGAAAAGGAGCUUUUUUUAAUGUUUUCCUUCGUUUUUUUUACCCUUUCUCUUGUCUCUUUCUGCACUACUGUUUCAGUAAAAAUGUCUCUCCUUAUGCACUGCUGUUUAAUCUACAAACUGAUUCUUCUGAGCUCUGAAUUUGGGAACGGAAAAGCGGAAACAUGCCACAGAAGUGCCCUCUGAAAUAUUUCGGAGACAAGCAUCUGCUCAAAUACUAGGUGCAGUGAUAAUGAUCCACUUUUGCCACAUGACAGCUGCCUUUUUUUUUUUUUUACCCCUUUCCUAUUUGGCUCUCUACAUACAGAUUUGUUUCUUCACUGCUUCUAAAUCUGCCUUUACUUAAGGACUUGUCAAUUUAUAUGGCUUUAUUGUAUAACUAGCACUGAAUGCAUGAUGAUAGCCUAGAGUACUUUAAAGUACUGUGAAUAGACUUUAUUCUUUGUGGAAUUAAUUCAUAGGGACAGUGGGAGAAUAUGUGGUGGAGACAGGCUAUGGUGUUCCCAAAAGGAAUAGGAAUUCUGCACUAAGUCACUUAAACUGUUCCAGUAGCAGAUGCAGAAACUUGUUUCUUUCUUUUGAGUAGCUUUCAGGCUUGACAGCCAGUGCACCAUGAAGUGUCCUCUCCAGAUUUCUUUUGUCUAGGAUCCCUCCUUUCAUAAGGGUGGUUUUGCUUCUGAAAGUGUAAAUUUGUUGACCAGUGUACAUAAUACAAGAAAACUAGUCAUGCCAAAAUCUGGAUUUGUAGUUCUGUCACUGCCCCGUGGUAACAGUGUCAUGAAACAUGAGAUCAUGAAACUGAUUUCAUGGGGUUUUUUUCCAAUUAGAGAGGCCUGGAUAAUCAGUAUUUUUAUUUUCCAGUAUGAAAGUCCUGGUCUGUUAGAUUUUUGUUGAGAAUGGUAGCUGUAUUUAGGAAAACUCUAGCAUCAGAAUACAAUUUGGGGUAGUACAUAUUAUCCCAAAUAUUUCAGAAUAUAUUUCUAUGCAAAUCUCUUUGCAAGUGUAAGAUGAUUAAUACUGUUAAUAGAAUGCUGAUAAAUUCAAGAGAUCUAAAUUCUUGAAGGUUUAAUAUUAACAGUUUUCUGUGGCUAGAUUGACAAAUGAUCUCAUCUAGUUCAUCUGGAACAUUCCACAGUCUGGGAGGUCCUUCCAAUAAAACCAAAAAAACCCUGGGAGCUUCUUUAUUGAAGAAUCUGUGUUAUAACUGCUUCUCUGUUAUGUGCUAACAUCUCUAUAAAUACUUACCAGUCUCAAACUACUCUCAAAUGUGCAUUUCCUUUUUUCUCAGUUCCUUUAAUCAUCACUUUUGUUAAAGAAUAACAUGCAAGUCUCUGAAGGAUUUUUGAUUUGUUUUAAAUUAAGGAAUUCAAAAGUAAAAUGUUGCACUUCAUUGUUUUGCAGAGUGCAGCACAAUUCCAGAAAGAAAUGUAAAUUAAAAACCUCUGCCUUGUAUGAGAAAGAAACACUAUAGUUUUAUAACCAUGUCUUGUAAAAUAGGAAUGUAACAGUGUUAAUGGAUUGAAAAGUGAAAAGUGCUUGUAGGCUUUGUGAUUUGCUGAAACGUAGGUGUUGCUCUUUUCAGGCUCUACAGUGGUAACCUACAGUUGUGCCUUAUUGUCCCAGUGAGACUGGAUAUUGUAUUUAUCAGUCCAUAAAUAAACCUUCCACUGUAUAAAAAAAAAAAAGUCAGACCCCAACUAUUCCUGUAACUGAUUAUCCUUUAAUGACUGGAAAAAUUAAAUACCACUAGAAUGGUGCUAGCAGGCCUUACAGAUCAGUUUUUUUUAACUGAGCUUGUUUUCAGAAUAUUAAUAGUUCUUUAUUCUGCUGGCAAAGUGGAGGAAACCAAUGCAAAACAUGAACUCCAGAAGAGGACACGCACUCAUAACCUGCGCUAUGGAUCCCACAACAAUAUGAGUUUUACACCUCUCCACGGUUCCAAAUUAGGCUUUUUGUUUGGGUUAUUUUUUCCCUCCUCAUAAUUGUUGUAGUGUUGUUCUAAUUAAAGGGUAUAUAAUACCAA